AUGCAUAAAUAUGUUCGACACACUUUCCGACUGUUUCAUAACGGCGCCAGUGUUCGCCCUUACGAAAACGGGGAUUUGGUAACGCGUAACGGUACAAACAGAUACAAAUUUGCGAAACUCGAGUUGAAGAACGUGGAAACUCAAAUAAACAGCGUGCGUAACGAAAUGAAUAGCAUACGGAACGAGGUGAACGUAAAAGUUGACAGCUUACGGAACGAAAUGAGCAGCAUGCGAGAGGAAAUGAACGCAAAAUUUGACACCAUAAACGCAAAUGUUGACGGCAUGCGGAAGGAAAUGGGCAGCAUGCGGGAGGAAAUUAAAACCGUAGACGAGAAAAUCAAUAGUAACAUAAACAGAGCGACAUUCAAAGCUGUAAUACUUAUAGGUACGAUAACGAGUGGCAUAAUCGGCCUGUCAACGAAGUUUGGUUGGGCAAUAACUUUCAACAUUAUCACUCCCGAACCAUCCCCUCAACCGUCUCGACAACCACCUACCGCGAGUCAAAGUAAACAUUGA
Messenger RNA from Paraglomus occultum, 516 nucleotides. The record is from the annotation of a GenBank genome assembly. NCBI's taxonomy places the organism in Eukaryota, Fungi, Glomeromycota, Glomeromycetes, Paraglomerales, Paraglomeraceae.